AUCAAUGUCAAACUAACUUUCAGAGUUUCAGUCUAUUAGCAUACAUUGAAAUGAAAUUAGUAGUAAAAUCAUGAGUGACUGUAAUUUAUUAGAAAACGAUGUGGAUGAAAAAUUGAUAAUAACGAAAAAAACUAAAAGUUCUCUUUUCUCAGAAUGGAAAUUCAAAUCAUCCAUUCCGACCCCGCGUUCUUCGCCUCCACCCAGCAGAGUUGGUGAAACUAUAUUUAAUAAUUAUAAUGAUCUAAUUGACUCAAAAAUUAAUAUUGUCAACCAUACUAAGCAAACAGAACAAAUUGAGAAACCUUUUGAUUUUUUCGAUGAUGAAGAAUUUGCUUUCGGCAUCAAUAUUUUGAAUAAAAACGUAGCAUGCGUCGGAGACAAUAUUACUAAACUUGUCCAAAUGGAUGAUCCAAACAAAAUAAGAAACAAUCAAAUGUCAAACAUAAAUGUCAGUUGUUAUCUUCAAUUGUAUUGUUUCGGGAAUUUAUAAAUCGGAAUAGAAAGUUUUAUUUAAGAGAAUUUGCCGUCAGAUUAAUUAAAAUAAUGCCGGAAUUCAACUUAUCUGAUUCUAUAAUAACCUCUUUGAAUGCCCAAGAGCCAUGGCCGGAUAAUGUGAAACUUUAUCAGCCUUAUGAAGUUGAGCAGAUAUUGUUACCUGACAAUGCGAGCUGUCUGGCAGUACAAGCAUUUCUGAAGAUGUGUAAUCUUCCAUUCGAAGUGGAGAUGCGCUGGAAUGCUGAAUUCAUGUCUCCAUCGGGACGCGUCCCCUUCAUUAAGUGCGGUGCUUUUGUCGUAUCCGAAUUGGAGCCUAUCGUUCAGUUUGCCGCGAACAAAGGUGUCACAUUGUGUGCUCAACUUUCUACGGAGGAGAAAGCCGAGAUGAGAGCGUAUAUGAGCCUCAUUACUAAUGUUUUGGUUAACGCCGAACUCUACAUAUCCUGGUUGGAUAAUGACACGUACAACGCGGUGACCAGAGUGAGGAACUCCUCAGUGUACCCAUGGCCCUUAGGCUGGUUGCAGACUCGACAGAAACGUAAUGCUGUAGCUAAGCGGCUGAAGGCUCUGCAUUGGCACGAGAAGAGCCUCGACCAGGUUCUAGCUGACGUCGAACAGUGCUGCAACUCUUUGAGUCAAAGAUUGGGCGAUAAGGACUUCUUCUUCGGGACCACCCCAACGGAACUGGACGCUUUGAUAUUCGGUCACGUCUUCACGAUCAUCACGACCCGUCUCCCGUGCAGGAGGCUGGCAGAGACCGUUCGUAGGCACGAAACUCUCGUGUCUCUCGCGAAGAGAAUCGACGAGAGAUACUUCAAGAGGCCAUAGCGUGAGGUUUUCAAGGACAUCUCCACUGUAUUUAAGAGUCCUUGAAAUCUACCUUCCCUCAUUGUUGGUCUGUGUGUGUGUGCGUGCGUGACUGUUGUAUUGUACAGUAUACAUAGCUUGUUAACUAUUAGAAAUAAAACCGGCAAUGUAUGUCGAAUGCAAUCGGAACAUUAACUUGUGACGGUAGGCGAUGGUAUAAUAUUGGCAUCGAUGUUCCAAACAUCGACUUUCUGAUAGUAAUUCAUGCAAGUUUUCGACGUGCUCUCGGCACAGCUGAUGAUAGCGAUUACCGUAGCCCAUGGACAUCCAAGUGAAUGCCGCCACUCAAUCAAUGUAAAAUAGAAAACUUUUGUAUUACGUAAAGUUUCUUGGUAUUAUGUGAAAUAUGUUGUAACUAUACUGAGACCUUAGAACUUAUAUCUCAAGGUGGGUGGCGUAUUUACGUCAUAUAAUCAAUAAACAAUAUCCUUAUUGCCUUCGGUACUUUUAACAACUAAAUAAAUAGGUUGGUUGAGAUAGUUUAACAUUAUAUUUAAUUUUAGUCUAUGCGGUUUUUGUCCGUCAUCUUAAUCAAGCUUGAAUAAAACAAAAUCGAUUUUAUUUGGAUGAGAAAAAUUUAUUCCUACAUUACCACAGUAAUUGUUCAGUUAAUUACGUUAAGUUUAAUCAUGUGAAAAUCGUUUUAUUUAAGAUUCCAAAAAAAAAAUUUUUUUUCGGUUUGUCAUAUUUAUAAUCUGGAUAUUUGAUUGAAUUUAAUUAAAGAUGUGCAAAAAAUAGUGAUGAUUUGUAAAUGUGAAAUGUGUUAUUAAUAUUCUUAGUGGGAGAAAACGUAUCAGAUUUUUGCGUUGUGAAGAAUGGGUGUUAGUAGUCUGGUAACACUGAGUAGUGUGCAGGCUUAAAAUGGUAAAAUAUCACUAAUAAUAAAAGUAGGAUUGAUAUUGUAAUGUUUAAAGUGUAAGUUGUUUUCUAAUAAUGAGCUAUGCAUGUGCAGUGUUGUAGUUUAGAUACGAUUCGGUACUAUAGACCAGUGGCCCAUAACCGCUGGAUCGGGAGAUUGGUGUGUCACAGGCAUCCGUCAUGUGUGUUGCCAGGUUUAUAAAUACGAUAUUUGUAGCUUUGGGGUACAUAUGGGAUAAAUAUACAACUGUCUACUAGAUGUUGACUACACAUUAAAA
Messenger RNA from Bombyx mori (domestic silkworm), 2498 nucleotides. RefSeq names its product metaxin-2. The record is from RefSeq and is a predicted model, not a curated record. Lineage: Eukaryota; Metazoa; Arthropoda; Insecta; Lepidoptera; Bombycidae. The transcript is spliced from 7 exons. Gene Ontology annotation, biological process: mitochondrion organization. The coding region runs from base 544 to 1323 and encodes 259 amino acids. Gene Ontology annotation, cellular component: cytoplasm; SAM complex.